Molecule: messenger RNA, 2358 nt
Organism: Setaria italica (foxtail millet)
Lineage: Eukaryota; Viridiplantae; Streptophyta; Magnoliopsida; Poales; Poaceae
Product: methionine aminopeptidase 1B, chloroplastic
Exons: 11
Coding region: 102-1160 (352 amino acids)
Biological process (GO): proteolysis
Molecular function (GO): metalloaminopeptidase activity
Source: RefSeq, a predicted model, not a curated record
CCCUUCCGCUAGUCAUCCCUUCAUUUCACGCCUAAACCCCGACCCCUCCCUCUCGUCGGCGUCGUCGCUUCUCUCUCUCUCUCUCUCGGGUUCCGCUCCUCAUGGCCGGGCUCGGCACUGGCCUGGGAGCGCGCCCCUCCGCCGCCUUCGAGGCUAGCUGGUUCCGGCCACUCGCUUCCCCUCUCCGCCCCCGCUCCGGGAAAUUGAUAGUGCCAAAGCGAUCCUUCACUGUGUCGAGUAAGCUUGCGUGGGUUGAAGAUGAGCUCAUGGAGAUAAGCAAGUCACAAGAGCAAAGUUCAGUAAAAUCAAAGAAAAGGCCACCUUUAAGACGUGGCAAGGUCUCCCCACAACUUCCUGUACCAGAGCACAUUCCAAAACCAUCUUACGUUGGUUCAAAAGGAUUGCCAGAACUAUGCAAGGGUGAACUACAUGAUGCUCAAGGGAUUGCUGGAAUGAGAGCUGCUUGCAAACUUGCUGCCCGUGUUCUUGACUUUGCUGGGACUUUAGUUAAGCCAUCAGUUACCACAAAUGAAAUCGACGCUGCAGUGCAUAAUAUGAUCAUUGAGGCUGGUGCUUAUCCUUCUCCACUUGGCUAUCGUGGAUUCCCUAAAAGUAUAUGUACAUCAGUAAAUGAGUGUGUCUGUCACGGAAUCCCUGAUUCAACACAGCUGCAGAAUGGGGACAUUAUAAAUAUUGAUGUAAAUGUGUUCUUGAAUGGAUACCAUGGGGGUACCUCCAAAACAUUUGUAUGUGGACAGGUGGAUGAUUCUAUCAAGCAUUUCUUGAAGGCAGCUGAGGAAUGCUUGGAGAAGGGCAUUUCUGUCUGCAGGGAUGGUGUGAACUACAGAAAGAUUGGCAAGAAAAUAAGCAAGCUUGCUUAUUUUUAUGGCUAUUAUGUGGUGGAACGCUUUGUUGGGCAUGGAAUUGGAACUAUGUAUCAUUCUGAGCCACUUAUCCUACAUCAUGCCAACGAAAACUCAGGGCGGAUGGUUGAGGGUCAAAUAUUUACGAUUGAACCUAUACUUACAAUGGAGAAAACAGAAUGUGUUACAUGGGAAGAUGGAUGGACGACUGUCACUGCUGAUGGUAGCUGGGCUGCUCAGUUUGAGCAUACCAUAUUGGUCACUAGGAAUGGUGCAGAAAUACUGACAAAACUUUGAGUUUAUCUCCUGCUGAUCCUUGUCAAAAUUGAGCCAUUACUUUCAAAUGAGACGGUUCUGCAGCAGCAGCAGCCUCCAGCCUAAUAUCCGAAAUAUCUACCAAAGUGGUCUAGGCCCACAUAUGGCAAGGUUUUUCCCUAUGUAGGGACCGGGCAGGGGAUGUGGGGGCACACGACUGCAUCUGUUUGUUAUUGCUGUUCACCUGCUGGCUGCUGUAGUGAUAUUGCAGGGUGGAAGUCCUGUCUAACAUAUUCAUCACUAAUGAAGCUUAUAGGAGAUCUGCUGUAUAUGAAAUAGUAGUGUCAGCUGUAGUUCAGUUUGUUACAAGACUGUUCCAAAAAUGAUAUGGGAAAAAAAUCAUUCAUGAUAUCUAUUGUAGAAGCAAAGUUGCAACCCUUGGUCACAAUAAACCUUUCGCCCGGAUCUGCCGUUGUGGAAUCUAUUGCGCUGCACUGUCUGGUAACACAAGUUGCGUUAUACAAACAUAAGAUGGCCGCAGGGCACUGGAACAUGAUAUGUCAUCAGUUUCUUCUUUUGAGUUGAAAUGUUGCAGGCUGAAAUCUUGAAAUUUGAGGAGCUGCCAGAGAAAGGUUUUGAGUUCCAGAGAUUAUUCAAAUAUCUUGAUAGUCGACUUGUUCGCUUCAGCUUAUUCAGCCGGUUUAUCAGCUACCAAACAAUAUUUUUCUCUCACAACAAAUCAGCCGUUUCAGCUUUUCAGCCGGCUUAUAAGCUGAAGCGAACAGGCUAGUGUUCCUGUUCCUUUUGACUUCUUUCACCUAAGGAGCGGCUGCAAUGCUGCAUGCCGCUGUUACCUUACAUGUACUGAUAACCAUGGGCACUUGGCUGGCUUCAUCCAAGUAACUCAACCUGGUCCUUCAAAUACUACAGGGACAGCAAAUCGAGACUACUGUCUUAUGGAGGGGGAACUAGCGUGUCAUUUAUCGCUGCCUCAUUGGGAUUGCGCUUGUCAAAUUGAAUGCGUACGGGAGAACCAGAGCUUCUUGGCCUCUUGGGUCCCUGCCUCCCUCCCCUGGGCGUACAAGUUCCCCACGUGAGAGUACACAUCUGAUGGUCUCACCUGAAUCGGCACAUUCCGGACAAAAGUUCCCCAAGUGGGAGUACAUUUUCCGGACAAAAGUUGUAUCAAUAUAUUUGUAUCUCACAGAUCUUUCAACAUAAUAUUCGAUUUUGUAGCAAA